AUGAGACUGACACGGCUGCUUCUCGCUUCCCUAGAGGGUCUAAAGCCACUCUGCAUUGACCAAAACUUCUCAGUAUUCAAAAGGACUGUAGAUCACCUACAAUCCUGGCAAUUGGAACUCCCUGGGUCGGUGAAAAAGGCCACCUGUCACUUGUGUCUGGAUACCACACAGUCAGCACAAAGAGGAGCCUGGAUGUUUCUCUAUGAGAAUGUGCCUCAGUUGAAGUACCACAACCCCUCAAUCGUGUUCAGUGUUCAACGUCACAAUGAGGAGGACUCGAAAAUAGAGUUUGUCUCAGAAAAUGGUGAUGCUGAAAUACUCCUCAUGACUGGAUUAAAACAAGCUGAAAUCAGAGAACAACUAGAAUCACUUGUGAAUAGAUUAUGAUGACAAUAAGCAGCUAUCAGUUUAAUGUCACAUUAUAUGUACUACAUUGUCGUUUGGUCCAGCCCAUGUUGAUGAUUUUAUUUGCUAUUUCUAA
Molecule: messenger RNA, 481 nt
Organism: Halichondria panicea
Lineage: Eukaryota; Metazoa; Porifera; Demospongiae; Suberitida; Halichondriidae
Exons: 3
Coding region: 1-387 (128 amino acids)
Cellular component (GO): mitochondrion
Molecular function (GO): structural constituent of ribosome
Source: RefSeq, a predicted model, not a curated record